GUUCCAAUUGCGAACUAGGAGUGCAAAGAAAGCCGACGCGCAACGCGGCAAUUUCAACCACGACCGACAGCAGCGCCGUGGGCACACGACUAUGGUCAUGGAAGCUCUCAGGACGGCGCCAGCUCGCCGCAUUCUAAGAUGGCGCUCUGCAACAGCCUGGUCAAGGGGCUGGGUGUGUCGGUCCUGCAGUAGCCAAAGUCCAAGGUCGUCGUCUCGCAGCUUCACAACUGCGCGCGCAACCUCGAACUCGACUUCAACCUCAAUCUCGACUCCAACUUCGCCCUCGCCGUCCGCAAAGCCCUACUAUGUCACAACGCCAAUAUACUACGUCAAUGCUGCGCCUCACGUCGGCCACUUGUAUUCGAUGGUCCUAGCCGACGUCCUGAAGCGGUGGCAGACACUAGCGGGCAAGCGGGCGCUCCUGUGCACGGGCACCGACGAGCACGGGAUCAAGGUGCAGCAAGCGGCGGCUCGGAAUGGCGUGCAUCCCAAGAACUUUUGCGACGACAACGCCGCCAAGUUUGAGAAUCUCGCGAAUACGGCCGUCAUCGACUACGACCGCUUCAUGCGCACCACUGAUCAGGACCACGUCGACGCCGUGAAGCACUUCUGGUUCUUGCUCAAGGGGCGGGGGUUAAUAUACAGGUCCACGCACACGGGAUGGUACUCGGUCAGUGACGAGUGCUUCUAUCCCGAGACCCAUAUCGAGAAGACGAUGGACCCCUUCACGGGCGAGGUCUUCAUGGCGUCUAUCGAGACGGGAAACAAGGUCGAAUGGACCGAGGAGAAGAACUACCACUUCCGCAUGACGGAGAUGAAGUCCAAGCUGCUGGACUUUUACAACAAGAAUCCCGAAUGGGUCGUGCCCGCCGCUCGGAUGAGUCAGGUGGUGGACUGGGUCAAGAACAGCCUCGAGGACCUGUCCAUCUCCAGGCCCGUCGAUCGACUGAGCUGGGGCAUUCGGGUCCCCGACGACGAAAGUCAGACAAUUUAUGUAUGGGUGGAUGCGCUGAUCAAUUACAUCACAAAUGCCGGCUUUCCUCUUUGGACCCCGGGAAGCGAGCACGAAGGUGGCUGGCCGGCAGAUGUCCAUGUGAUUGGCAAGGACAUUGUUCGAUUCCACUGCGUGUACUGGCCUGCACUUCUCCUGGCGCUAGACCUUCCCCUUCCUAAACGAGUCUUAAGCCAUGCGCACUGGACCAUGGACCGGAAAAAGAUGUCCAAAUCCGUUGGUAAUGUGGUGAAUCCGUUCUCUGCUAUCGAAAGAUUUGGCAUCGACGCACUACGUUUCUACCUGAUCAACGACGGCGGCAUAAUUGACGAUGGAGACUAUAGCAACGAGAAGAUUACCGAAAGGUACAAGCACAUUCUCCAAAGCGGACUCGGGAACUUGCUCGCUCGUGUCACAAGAGCAGAGCGCUGGAAUAUCCGACAGGCCAUUGUGGCGGCCAGUGGCGGCGAUUUCGGUCCCGCCCCGCAGAGUCUGGAAGAUGUUUUCGUCGCCCACGAUAAAGUAUUGAGAAAUGCUGCACCUGCCGCGGCGAAGCAGAUGGAGGAACUCAACCCGAGGGGCGCGCUCCGUGCCGCCACGGCGGUGAUGAUAGAAACGAACAAGUUCUUCACUGAGACGGCGCCCUGGAAUCUGGUCAAGCAGAAGGGCAUGGAGACGGCGCUUGCCAGGGCAAUCUACCUGGCGGCGGAGAGCCUGAGGAUUACCGGGAUCCUGAUGCAGCCGUUCAUGCCCGGCAAGGCUACCGAACUACUCGACGCUCUGGGUGUCGCGAACGAUAUGAGAACACUGGACCAUGCCACGCCCUACACCGACUUCGAUUAUGGCACGCCUUUCGUCGCUUUAAAGCGCCCUUACAGCGGGCUCUUCCCCCAGCUCCCGGUGGAAGACUAGGCCGACAGCGUAGGUCGAUGGAAAUUAGCUCGAAACCGGGGUUGUUUAACUGGAUAGCGCAGUCUGUAUUAGUAGCCUACUGCUUCUAGACUUGGUUCUCCGUAUUUCUGUUGAUAGAGGUGUGGCCCUGUCGACGAUGUCAGGGAUUGCAUUAAUAUCCUAUCUUGACCUAGUCAAGACAUGUAUAUACGUUUUGAGUAUGCAUGCUGCUGUCGUCUUGCACGGAAUACUGACAGUAGGGUACCUAACAGUCAGGUUCGUACUGGACAGUGGGGGUGGGUAUCUAUUUGUAUGUAUCCGCAUGUAUUGUAUGUACAAUGUAUUAUAGUAUCCGUAAUUUAUCUCCCGCUAAAAGCCAGC
Lasiosphaeria miniovina is the source of this 2263-nucleotide messenger RNA. RefSeq names its product putative METHIONYL-TRNA SYNTHETASE, mitochondrial. Lineage: Eukaryota; Fungi; Ascomycota; Sordariomycetes; Sordariales; Lasiosphaeriaceae. Gene Ontology annotation, biological process: methionyl-tRNA aminoacylation. Bases 92 to 1903 code for a protein of 603 amino acids. The transcript is spliced from 3 exons. The record is from RefSeq and is a predicted model, not a curated record. Gene Ontology annotation, molecular function: methionine-tRNA ligase activity; ATP binding.